AUGAGCACGUCUUUCCUUCUGGGCUGUCUGAUGACCCACUGGAUCGCCGACUCGCAGACGCUCUGGAAAUCGCCGCUUACGGACGCGCAUUUGUACACAUCAGCAGCAUAUUACUCGCUAUUGGCAAAAAUGAGCCUUGGAAUGGCUGCGACGCUCGUCUCGGUGGUCACCAUUGGCUUUAUGGCCCUCAUGCUCUCGGCUCUGGAUGGCGAGGCUGGCAAUUUGAUGUUUGAUGGUGCAAGUAUAUUUCUGUAUGGGAGUGCCGCCGCAAUCUACGUCUAUUCCGUCCUCCCAACCAUGUCCAAGUAUACCAACAUCACACCAUUUGCGGCAAAUCUCCCCCGCUUCCCACCGGCUUUGCGCCAGCCGACAGUCGAACUCGCUUCGUCCCACCUGAUUUGUGCAGUCGCGCUGACCGGCGUCAUCAUUCUUCAAGCAACGCGGUACUGGGCAGAAGGUGAAGACGAUGGAGAUGCUGCAGAAUCCCAUGUCGAUAGCUCGGAGAAGCAUUGGAAGCGUUCGUCUCGUCCAAUCGAGCCAACAACGCCUGAUACGGCUCGUCAAACACGCACACGAGCAAGCCAGUCGCCUUCUGCUCGCCGAAAGUCGCCAGUAAAACGGAAAUCCGUGCUUCCUCCGAAAUAG
Serendipita indica DSM 11827 is the source of this 645-nucleotide messenger RNA. The record is from the annotation of a GenBank genome assembly. NCBI's taxonomy places the organism in Eukaryota, Fungi, Basidiomycota, Agaricomycetes, Sebacinales, Serendipitaceae.